This is a messenger RNA of Carassius auratus (goldfish), 1269 nucleotides long. RefSeq names its product growth arrest and DNA damage-inducible protein GADD45 gamma-like. The record is from RefSeq and is a predicted model, not a curated record. Bases 91 to 459 code for a protein of 122 amino acids. The transcript has 3 exons. Lineage: Eukaryota; Metazoa; Chordata; Actinopteri; Cypriniformes; Cyprinidae. Gene Ontology annotation, cellular component: cytoplasm; nucleus. Gene Ontology annotation, biological process: regulation of cell cycle.
AACGCGGCGAGCGCUUGACACGGCAUCUCAAACCCACCGCUCACUGCAGAGAAAACUCACGCGAAACACAACCUAACUUGGAUUUAAACAAUGACUUUUGAAGAACUUAGUGGACAAGAUAACGUAGCUGCUACUGGCGAUAGAAUGCAGAGCGCAGGAACGGCUCUAGAGGAGCUUCUGGUCUCCGCUAAGAAGCAGGACUGCCUUACCGUUGGGGUGUAUGAGUCUGCACAAGUCAUGAAUGUUGACCCAGACAGCGUGGCUUUUUGCGUCCUGGCUACAGAUGAGGAGUAUGAAUGUGAUAUCGCCUUGCAGAUCCACUUCACUCUCAUCCAAGCCUUCUGCUUCGACAACGACAUCAACAUUGUUCGUGUGAAUGACAUUGAACGUCUUGCUGACAUUGUGGGCAGCAAUCAGGAUGAGGAACCUAAGGACGUACACUGCAUGCUUGUACGGUGAGUUGCUCAACUCCUCUUUACUGCAUCUACACCUACUAUUGUCAACGCCUACAUUUGUACUACAUCUGCAUGUCAUACUAAUAUCGCUGCUUUUUUUUUUUUCAAAGAGCCCAGUGCUGACUCAUGGAAAGAUUCUGCUCUUGAGAGAUUGGGCUUGUUCUGUGAGGAGAGCCGCAAUGUCUAUGAAUGGGUGCCUACUAUUACUCUGCCAGAGCGCUGAUAGGAGAUGGCUUUGGCAUGUGAAUGAAACCAGAAACAAGUCGAAGAUGUCCAUCCUAAAGGGUACACCGGUGCAAAGCAAGAAAGCUUUGAGAUAUUGUCUGGAUUACCCUCACAACUGGGAAGAUAAAAGUGGACUGACCCUGCUUACGGUUGGCCGUCCUGGAAAAGCUGAUUUUCAGAAUCUUUUCUUGGACGAGCAUGGAAAAGUCAAGUCUCCAGUGCCACUCAAGUCUGUUGAGUGGAGACGAAAAGGACCGGUGGACUGUGAGAGCACGUUUAUGAGAUUGACGGCGAAGAGGAGCAUUGGAAUUGAUGUUCUGGAGGAAUGAGAUGUGGAUUUUAAAGAGGAACUAUGUUUAAGUGACAUUUUGAUGAUGUUUUGAGGUCUAAUGGGCACUUGGGAUGUUGUUUGAAAAAGAUUACUUGGACACUAGCGUAACUAGUCUUUUGUGAUUAUCCUGGGGGAAAAAGAUGGAUUUUUUUUUUUCAAAGUUGUGCUUUUUGUCAAAUAUUCACAAUGCAAUGUAAAAAUUGUGGUGAAGAAGCCACCAUUUCUGCAAUAAAUGUAAAGAAUAAAUACCUAUUAAAA